Messenger RNA from Stylonychia lemnae, 3594 nucleotides. The record is from the annotation of a GenBank genome assembly. NCBI's taxonomy places the organism in Eukaryota, Ciliophora, Spirotrichea, Sporadotrichida, Oxytrichidae.
AUGUUUAAUUUUGAAAACAAAGAUCAUCAACAGACUAGCAAACCCUACCCUAAUUAAAAGAUGUCUAAUUGUCAAGACUACCCCCUGCAGACAUCUGCAUAAGUUAGUGAUUCACUCAAUUAUCCCUAUCCCAAUCAGAUGGCACAAUCCCCUGAGCCUCACUUGAUUAAAAAAUAUGCGAGUGAAGUGAGUCCAUAAUCGCAAGUCAUCAAUGAUUUCAAAACUCCUGUUAACCAGCAUAUCGUUAAUUCUAAUCAAUCUCCAUAUACAUAUCAUAAUCUGCCAAAGCAGCAAUCAAAACUAGCUUUUGAACUAGGGUCAUAAAAAAAUUCUCCGGAAUUAUGCGUCUAGGAAAAAUAAGAUGAGAUCAUGCUUUUAAAAUAGCAUUUAAAAGCGAAGUACCAACAUUAUUCAGAUAAACAAAUAGAAGAGAUAAUAUAAAAAUUCAUCAAUGAGUAUCUCAAAAAGAAUAACCUCAGUCUUGGCGAUAAUACAUAGCAAGAGACUCCAGAAGUUGAUGAUAACGAUUCAGACAGUUUAGAAGAAAAUAAUGAUUUCCCGGAUUAAGAUGCCGAAUAAAGUAGAGAUAGUCUAAGCACUAAUCUAGAUUGGAAUGAUAAAGGAGAAAUAGAACGGUAUUGCAAAAAGUAGUAGAGAAUAUAAGAAGAAAAAGAUUUUAGACCCAGCUAGUAUUUUGGUGCAAUAUAGGUUGAGUAACUUGAAGAUGGAAUAGAUGAUUCUAGGAUUGAUGAUCUAUUUUUGAAUUGCUUUGGCAUAAAGCCGAAUCCUAAAAAGAAAAAGGAACUUAAAAAGAAGGAAAAUAUCUAGCCACUUCAAACUCAAUUGCAACAACAAUAAUUAGUUAUCAAACCUUAAAAUUCUUAAAAGUAGCCUAUUCAAAGUUCCUACAGUCCAUAGUUGCCAACUACAUAACUUAUUCCAAAAAUAAAUUCAAACGUCCCGGGUCCACAAUAAAACAAUGAUCAAUCUUGCAAGAUAAUUCUAAAUAUAUUCAACUAAUUCUAGAUUAUGAGUUAAGAGGGUUCAUAAAAAGAUUCUAACGGAAUGAAUAAGUAUAGCCAAGAUGCUUAGCCAUAAGAAGAUGAUUUUGCAACAGUUCUAAAAGAAAAGCCGAAGAAUCAAAGUUCACAAAAUUCCUGUUAGGUACUCCAUCAAGAGCAAUAAAAUUAUUCACUCAAACCCAAUCAUAACAGCUAAAUACAAUAAGAUAAUCUAAAAAAAUACAUGUCUCCUGAUGAAAUAAGCAAACUGAAGCACAAAAAAAUUGGCUCAGACAAUAUAGAAAAUAAUGAUUUUUAGAAAUGCUGCUAUAAAACUGAUGAUAAUAGACCUCAAUUGUAAGGACUUGGUGCUAAGGGUCAUACUAAGAGCUACUAAACUUAAAUUAACUCUCCUCAAAGUAUUGGAAAUAUUAAUAGGCAUCUGUAUAAUCAAUCCAUCACAAGUUCUGCUAACAUUGUAGGAAUUAACUCAUCCAUCAAUAGUCUAACUCAUCAAUCAUCUCAUGGAAAUCUUACUCUUAAUAGCAAUCCCUCAAAGAUUAAACAUCAAAGUAAUCUAUCAUUAAACAAGCAAGCUUAUAAGAGUAUACUGUAUAAGCAUCAGAACCCAAAUUUCCACUCUAUUAGCAGCAACUCAUCUAUUGAAAAUAAACCCAAAUAAAUGAACAAAUUAUCUUAUCUCGUUGCUAAAUAACUUCCAGAUAACAUCCAAUUGUAGUAAUAAUAGUAACUAUAAUAAUAAUACUCUGCUUAAGAAACAGGAUGCCAUACGAGAAUGAAUAGCAAUUCAAGUACUAUUGGUGCUCCUAAACCUCAAUAAAAUUACUCCUAAUAAAUUAAUCAAAAGAUGGCUAGAAAUUCGAAGGAAGGGCAAUAACCCUACAACUAUGUGCCUCAUUAUGAUUAGAAUGAUCUUUGUGAACAUUCUCCUUAAGUUUCUCCAAAACAAACCUUAUUAUAGCUACAUAGCAACUAAUAGCCAUCAUCUCAAACUAAUCAUUUUAAGCUAAACUCUCAAACAUUUACGAUGUAACAUGCAAAUUAGACAUUCCAAACUGGUUAGCACCCUCUACAGUAAUCUAUCUCCAAAGAACAUCAUGAUUAUAAUCCUAAGACAUUAGUAUAGUAAUCAAUAGAAAAUUUUAAAAAGUCAAAGCAAAGUGUGUAACAAAUGACUCAUCAUUCUGUUAUUGGCUUAGAUGGAUCAAAUUCUUAGAGAGGUAAAACAUCCAGAACACUCGGAAGAAAUCAAAGCUAGAAUCUUUUCAAAUCUUCUCACACCAUCAAUAGCGUUUAAUCCUUCUUGAUGUCUUCAGGCGAUUUGUAAAAAGGCAUUUGCAAAGAUAGCCUUGGAAGUGAUGGUAUUAACAAUAAUAAUGGCAAUCAAAAUUAUGCUGUUGAAUAAGAUGAAAUAUCUAUUUCACCAUAGAUUUUUACUUCUAAGUAUGAUCAAGGAUUCUCAAAUAAUAACACUUCAAGGCCUUAGACUUCAAUAAACUCAAAUUUCUCUUUAGCCACAGGUAUAAAUCAAUAUGUCAACAAUGCUCAUAAUUUAGGAAAGCCACCCUCUAAAUUAAGCAAGGGAUUCUUGAGUCAUAAUUCAAGUGCAAAGAAUCUUAAAAUCCAAAAGAAUAAUAUGACCUUAUAAACAGCCUAAAAUAGUUCGAGAAAGAAUAAUCACAAUCAACAUCAUCAAACUUCAAUAUAAUCUGACUUUAUAUCUCAACCUUAGUCAACCAGGCAUGUUCCAUCUGGAUAAUUUAAAUUUGGCAAAAAUGAUAUGGACAGCCACUCAAAGGACAGAGAAAAGAGUCAAGCUAAGUCUAUAGACAGACAAAAAAUUAAAACUAGUUUACUUCAGCAAUAAUAUGACUAAGAUUUAGCAUCUUUGGAUAGAAAGAGGUAGCUUUAUAAGAACCAGAAGUCGUCUCACUAGGCAAGCGAUGUUAAUAAAUUCUACUCAGGUAAUCAUAAAGUUGGUGAUAAAAAGCACUCAAAUGUUGGAAGAAAUCAGAGUGGCAUAUCAAAAGGAAAAAGUGCGGCACUGGCUCAAGAUUUCUUAAACCCCAGUGUCAAAAGAACUGAUGAAAAUAGCAAACCUGAGUCAGCUACAAGGACAGUCCUGAAGAUUAAUAAGUCUUUAGAGAAGAUAUCUCAAAUUACCAAAAACUUCAACAAUGCCAUCAGUAAUAGCAAUAUGAAUGGAGGUGUAUCCUCAAUCGUCUCAUCACCAACUAACUAAUUUUCCAUCAAAUAACUAAAUCAUCCUCAAAGUACCAAAAAUGCUAAAGACAAGUAAAAAAUAAAUGAGAUGCUGGCUCAUAUGAGUAGUUAUCAGAGUUAUAUGAAAAAGACGAAGAAUGAUCCUAAAGAUGAUCUAAAGAGUCUCAAAAGUCAUAAAGCUAGUGUACAGCAACAUCAAAUCAUCUAAAAUAACUCGAAAAAUAGAAAACAAGAGGCUCAAAUAUCAGCCAUAGACUUUAGCUAAUUCUCAAAGAAAACUGCUGAGACUUAUAAAAGAUACCUCACGAGUGGAUAAUCCACCCAAAACCAACUUAAUUCAUUUAAGUGA